Molecule: messenger RNA, 1713 nt
Organism: Fulvia fulva
Lineage: Eukaryota; Fungi; Ascomycota; Dothideomycetes; Mycosphaerellales; Mycosphaerellaceae
Exons: 2
Coding region: 1-1713 (570 amino acids)
Source: RefSeq, a predicted model, not a curated record
AUGCAUCGCGGCCGCAACCAGGAACUUGUCACGAACUGUAUGCCCAGCAUCAUCCAUCGAUCAGCCUGGUCACUCUGCGCUCGCCGUCAGCGGGCUGGGCCCCCAGCAUCAAGCUUGCGGCCUCAAUCCCAACGCCGUGCCUCAGAUUCAUCGCCGCCUUCGCGUCCGGGUGGCAAGGAAGAGGAUGGGCCUCAACGACCGGCGGUUAAGCCUGUGCCAGGUGCAAUGUCGAGGCGUCUGCAAGAGAUGAGCGAUGACAGUCUCGAGACCGGUGGCGUCAGUGCGCGCAAGGCUGUGGAAGAGGCGGGUUUCAGUGAGGAUCUGAAGCGAGAGCUUGAGAAGAAAAUUGCAGACUCGACCUUCAGAAGCGAUAAUGCGAGCGCGUUUGCUCAGGCCAAUAUCCCUGCAAGCGCUGGCAGAGGUACGCGGGACAUCGCUGCAGCAAAGCACUGGACUGGGAGCGAGAGCGUUGGAGACGCCUCAUUGCGCAUGCUGGACGACUCCCACAAGCGUAUACGGUCUCCUGCCAAGGUACCGACUCUACGUGGACCACCUGCAAAGGUAGACACUGGUCGUUCUAGGAGUAAGGCUGGCGCAGGUGUUCGUCUCGUCAAUGCUCGAGACAGGUCGUCUGUCUAUUCGUACGCGAACGAACAGGAAGGUCUCAGCGAAGAGGAGCGUGAUAAGUUUCGGAAAGAGAUGAAACAGCGUUUUCAGCCUGGCGCUCACCAUGUACCUGUUUCCGUUCAGGGACUCAACUCUCUUGCCAACCAGAGGAUUGAAGAUGCCAUUGCUCGUGGCCAGUUCAAGAAUCUGCCUAAUCAAGGCAAGCCAAUGGAACGAGAUUACAAUGCUGACAGCCCUUUCAUCAAUAUCACCGAGUACUUCAUGAACAAGAUCAUCAAGAAGCAAGAGAUCACUCCUCCAUGGAUAGAGAAGCAGCAAGAAGUCAUCUCGACUUGUAAUGCGUUUCGACGACGACUGCGGUCAGAUUGGAAAAGACAUGUAUCCCGGGUCAUCGCAAGCAAAGGCGGAAGCCUGGAGAGUCAGAUGCGUCUCGCGGAGCAAUAUGCGUUUGCGGAAAGCAUGCACAAUCCUUCCAAGCAGCAGGUUGGAAAGCUGAAUGCCAUUGAUGGACAAAGCCACAUGCCUCAGAUCACUAUCGCCGGAACUCUUAACACCGCGCCCGCCGACGAUGCUACUACCAUGCAUGAAGAGAUCAAAAUUAUGGAGCAGACCUUCAACGAUGACGGGACACUGAAGCCAGUCGAGCAGCAGGUGAAAGUAUCCUCUGAGCAGCAGCUGCUUACGCAACAACCUCCACCUGAGUUGCCCCGGCGCGUAAUUGUGGCGCCAUUCCGCGAUGCACAGUGGGAGGAGACCGAAAAGUCAUAUCAGACUCUUGCGAUCAAGCAGUUGAAUGACCUCACCCGCUCCUACAACCUGAUGGCGCCAAAUCUCGCAAAGAAGCCUUACUUUGCGCUAGAGCGAGAGCUACAGACCUGCUUCGCGGACGUCGCUCCGCAGGUGGCUGCAGCUAUUCGCGAGCGAGCCUUAGCACCCAAGGUGAAGGGUGUUGAAGUAGUAGGUCACAAGCCUGGAUCAGUGCUUGAGAAGUUCUCGGUGGAUAAGGCAAGCCAUGUUUACGAUGAGAGAAAACCGCAGUAUGGCUUCAAGCAAUUCUGGCGAGACUUGUUUGGGCCAAGGUCAUGA